UAAAUACCACCUCCUGCUCACCCCCCCGGUUAUUGCCAUUGCCCGACAAGCAAGGAGGACACGCUGCCUUCCCGGAAAAUAAACACAAACGACCUGCAGGUGAAGUAUGGCUCGUACAAAGCAGACCGCUCGUAAAUCCACCGGAGGAAAGGCGCCUAGGAAGCAGCUGGCCACGAAAGCUGCCAGGAAAAGCGCGCCCUCCACCGGCGGAGUGAAGAAGCCCCACAGAUACAGGCCCGGCACUGUUGCCCUGCGUGAGAUUCGUAGGUACCAGAAGUCCACUGAGCUCCUUAUCAGGAAGCUGCCUUUCCAGCGUCUUGUCAGGGAAAUCGCUCAGGAUUUCAAGACAGAUCUCCGUUUCCAGAGUGCAGCUAUUGGAGCUCUCCAGGAAGCAAGUGAGGCAUACUUGGUUGGACUCUUUGAGGACACCAACCUGUGCGCUAUCCAUGCAAAGAGGGUUACCAUCAUGCCCAAGGAUAUUCAGCUGGCCAGGCGAAUUAGAGGAGAGCGUGCAUAAAUGAUGGAUUUUAUCUUUUUAGUGGGGAUUGGGGGGUGGCAGGGACUGACUGGGGUUUGUUUUGUAAAUCUUGAAUUAUUACCAGCAUGUGUACCACUUAAUUUGUCAUUUGUAGUUUCAGGCAUGUAUUUCUUUUUCUUUUUUUGUAUUUUUCAUUUCACUCUUGACUUUCUUUCAAUUGUCGUAUUUACUGUAGAAUAGAGCUGCAUAUCUGUAAAUGCUGAAAAGCAAAAUAUUCCACUGCCUUUCUCAGGUUUGCAAAUCUAUUUUAGAUUCUGGAUCUUUAAUCCUGUGUGUGCAUGUCAUAGGAUUUCUUGUGCUGUAAAUAAACUUUCCGCUACCUCAAAUUGA
Messenger RNA from Seriola dumerili (greater amberjack), 868 nucleotides. RefSeq names its product histone H3.3 (gene h3f3d). Lineage: Eukaryota; Metazoa; Chordata; Actinopteri; Carangiformes; Carangidae. The transcript has 4 exons. Bases 107 to 517 code for a protein of 136 amino acids. Gene Ontology annotation, cellular component: nucleosome. The record is from RefSeq and is a predicted model, not a curated record. Gene Ontology annotation, molecular function: structural constituent of chromatin; DNA binding; protein heterodimerization activity.